AUGUCCACCUUUCAUCCAUUUUCGCGCCUCCCAACCGAACUUCGCGUGUGCAUCUGGGCCUUGACAGUCGAGCCUCGUGUCGUGGAGGUCCGCGUCGUGCCCGACAACCCUCUAAAAGUUCAGAGGCUAGUCUCGCCUACGCCGGUGCCAGCAAUACUCCAAACCUGCCAAGAAGCCCGUAAUUUGGGCUUGUACAAGCAGGCCUUUUUUGAGGUCACCGCCACUAAGGUCAACGCCGCUGCGGGUGCGGAGUCGCGCUAUGUCUGGCUCAACUUGGACAUCGAUAUGGUCUCUAUCGGGAAAACCUCGUUCAGAGCUUUCGCACCCGUCGCAUUAUCCAUUAAGCGGCUAAGGUUUGAGCGCGAAAACUCGGAUGAAUCCUUCUACCAUUUUGAAGUAAGAGAGCUCCGGGAUUGGGUAAACACGGAGGAAAUCCAUGUAGUCUGUGGAGAUGGGAUGGAGGCAUGGCAUGGAGCUUCUCACGAGCAUUCCUGGCCUUGCGCCCUGGAAAACCUGUGGUUCUUCGAUCCAGACGAUGGUCGGAUGAUGAGAAGCUUCGAGAUGGAACAGAAGCUGGAUGAAGCGCUGGAGGAGAUGAAUAGACAAAAUGAAGAGGCUGCUGAAGAAGCAUAG
Messenger RNA from Daldinia childiae, 633 nucleotides. RefSeq lists its product as uncharacterized. The record is from RefSeq and is a predicted model, not a curated record. The transcript has a single exon. Bases 1 to 633 code for a protein of 210 amino acids. Lineage: Eukaryota; Fungi; Ascomycota; Sordariomycetes; Xylariales; Hypoxylaceae.